UCAAAUUCAGACUUUUCAAAAAAAAGGGAAGAAAAAAAAGAUAAUGGGAAAAUUUUUUGAGUUCAUUUAGGAUAAAUUCUUAAAGAUCCAAAAUAUCAUUCAGAAAUCAUAGAAUCGGUUCCUAGUUCCGGGAAGCGAAUAUGGGAAAAACUAUUAGCUGCUCUGUUUUCCUAGCUUUAAUAUCUUGUUUUUAUUUGCAGUUUGGAACUGCUUUAGACACCAUAACACCAUCAAAAUCCAUCAAAGACCCUGAAUUUAUAAUCUCCCAGAGUGGUGUUUUCCGAUUGGGAUUCUUCAGCUUUGCUAAUUCCAGCAAUCGAUAUGUUGGGAUACUGUACAAUCAAAUCCCCGUACAAACAGUGGCAUGGGUAGCAAACAGAAACAAGCCUCUCAAAGACUCUUCUGGGAUUCUCAACAUAUCAAAUGAUGGCAACCUUGUUGUUUUGAAUGGCAAAACUGAGAUUCUCUGGUCAUCAAAUGUUACCAAUACAGCUCCUAAUACAACAACUGCCGAGCUUUUAGACUCAGGAAACCUCAUCCUAAGUAAUGGUGACGAUGGAGGAAGCAGCUUAUGGGAGAGUUUUGAAGAUCCUUCUAAUGCCUUCAUUGAAACUAUGAAGAUCAGCACUGAUGUAAAAAAGGGUCGUAAAGUGGAGCUGAAAUCAUGGAAAAGCCCUGGUGAUCCAUCUGAUGGUAACUUUUCUUUUGGCAUUGAACCUUUCAACAUCCCAGAGGGCAUCAUUCGGAAGAAUAACCAGAUCUAUUUUCGGACCGGUCCAUGGAAUGGGAAUAUGUUUCUUGGCGCAAUACUUAUGACCACCGUUUAUAUUGAUGGGUUUUAUGUUGUUGCAGAUAAUCAACAACAAACGUUUUAUAUGGCUUAUGAAUACUCUAAUGACUCUAUAUUGAUAUACUGUGAAUUAGAUUCUCAAGGAAAAUUUAUUGAACGGAGGUGGGAUGCGGGGAAAGGGAACUGGAUAAACAGGUACUCUAGUUAUCAAACAGAUUGUGAUGUUUAUGGAUACUGCGGAGCAUUUGGAAUAUGCGAUUCAUCGAAACGACCCGUUUGCAGUUGCUUAAAGGGGUUUAAGCCUAGGAAUAUAGAGGAAUGGAGUAGAGGUAAUUGGAGUAGUGGGUGUUUUAGGACUACCCUUUUGCAGUGCCAAAGAGAUAACAACAAUGGCAGUGGAGGAGCAGGCCAAGGUGAUGAUGGGUUUUUGAAGAUGAUGGUGAAGAGAGUGCCGGCAUAUCCGGUCCCGUCAUCGAUAAUUAACGGCUACUGCAAAGAUCAGUGCUUAAAAAACUGCUCGUGCGUGGCUUAUGCGUAUGAUGCUGGCAUUGGUUGUAUGUUUUGGAGUGGAGAUUUGAUUGAUGUACAGAAAUUCUCCACUAGCGGAGUCGAUCUUUACGAUCUUUACAUUCGUUUACCAUCUUCUGAACUUGGUAAACUUGUCUUAAUACUUACUAGUUGCUUAAAUCAAGAUUUAAGAUACGUAUACUUGGCUCACUCCAUAGUUGGGUCAACUCUGAUAUCUCUCUCAGAAAGGAAUGAAAAACGCAAACAUAUCAAACACAAAAUUUAUAGAGAAAAUUCAAUCGGAGUUAAACUCCAGCAGCUGCCACUAUUCAAUUUCAAACAACUUGCCAUUGCCACGAAUAAUUUCAAUCACGCGAAAAAGCUAGGCCAAGGUGGUUUCGGUUUGGUUUACAAGGGAAUAUUAGAUGAUGGAAAGGAAAUAGCAGUGAAGAGAUUAUCGAAAGCUUCGGGGCAAGGCUUGGAAGAAUUUGUGAAUGAAGUGGUUGUGAUUUCUAAGCUCCAACAUCGAAAUCUGGUCAGAUUAUUUGGGUGUUGUGUUGACAAAGAGGAAAAGAUGCUCGUCUACGAGUACAUGCCCAACAAAAGUUUGGACGCUUUUAUCUUUGAUCCAAUUAAACAAAAAAUUUUAGAUUGGAGAAAACGCUUCAACAUUAUUGAAGGGAUCAGUCGAGGAUUGCUUUAUCUUCAUAGAGAUUCAAGACUGAGGAUUAUACAUAGAGAUCUAAAAGCUAGUAAUGUUUUACUCGACCGAGAGUUAAAUCCAAAAAUUUCAGAUUUUGGGAUGGCUAGAAUUUUUGGAGGUGACGAAAAUCAAGCCAACACUAAAAGGGUUGUUGGAACUUACGGUUAUAUGUCUCCCGAAUAUGCAAUGCGAGGGCAAUUUUCAGAGAAGUCAGAUGUAUUCAGCUAUGGAGUUCUACUGCUAGAGAUUAUUAGCGGAAGAAGAAACAUAAGCUUUUACAAUAAGGAUGACCUUGGCCUCUUGGGAUAUGCAUGGAAAUUAUGGAAUGAAGGCAAUAUUUGGAAUUUUGUAGAUAAGGUGAUUUCAGAGUCCGAAUCAGAUUCAAAGAAUGAGAAAGAGAUAUGGAGAUGCAUACAUAUUGGUUUGCUAUGCGUUCAAGAAUAUGCUAAUGAUAGGCCAACUAUGUCUACUGUUGUUUCAAUGCUUAAUAGUGAGAUUUCAGAUCUUAACACUCCAAAACAACCUGCUUUCACUCAAGCACCACUAAUAAAUCAAGAUGUUGAAAAUACGGAUUCACUUAAUGAUGUAACUCUUACAAAGCUUAAUGGCAGAUGAAGAUGCAAAUCAACAAUACUAAAGUUUAUUUUUA
Messenger RNA from Gossypium arboreum, 2649 nucleotides. Its product is annotated as G-type lectin S-receptor-like serine/threonine-protein kinase At1g11330. Gene Ontology annotation, molecular function: protein serine/threonine kinase activity; ATP binding. Gene Ontology annotation, biological process: protein phosphorylation; recognition of pollen. NCBI's taxonomy places the organism in Eukaryota, Viridiplantae, Streptophyta, Magnoliopsida, Malvales, Malvaceae. The coding region runs from base 141 to 2615 and encodes 824 amino acids. The transcript is spliced from 6 exons. The record is from RefSeq and is a predicted model, not a curated record.